CACUCUAGAAUUUGACGCCCUGGAACAGACAACCGUCCAAGGAUGAUGGUGCCUUGAGCCAUCUUCCAAUGGGAUGGGCUCUCGCUCUGAUAUCUAUUGGCAAUGAGGAUGGAGACAGAAGUGGACAGAGGUUUCAACCUCAUAUCUCCAGAUGUUUGGCAACCUGUUGCGAUGCCCCAUUGCUCCCAUGAAUGAGGUGGCCCAGCCACGGAGGGCUGGUGAAAUUGAUUUUCUGCAUCUCCAGGAGGAUUUUGGACAAGAUGGACACUAAUUUCUGCUUGAAGCGGAAGGCGUAUUACUCACACCAUCCGAACCUGACCCAGUAUUUCAUCCCGGUGACCGAUGCUGAAUUCCGGGAGCGCCUGGAGCGACACCGAGGAGAGAUCGCCAUCAUGUUGAGAUCCUCGGAGUUCAAUCAAGACAAGACCACCCUGAUUGUGACUAACAACCCACUCCCUCUGCUCAUUUCCGGACGACAACUGGCCACGCCUUUCCAGUUCUUCCCAAAAGACUUUCUGAGGAAGGAGCUCCACUCCCUUCCUCCAGUGAAAGUGCCACAGCAGCAACUCGUGGGUCCGGUAGUAAAGCAGCUGCACAAAUCACCUAAAUUCAGGUUUGCCACCCGCAACGAUUUCAAGACCGAAGCUCACUUUUCAAAGAAUUACGAUGAGAAACACUUGCAGAAACUGUACCCCAACUUGCGGACUCACAUGAGACCCGACCUGCAGCCGAAGGAGCCACUUCCCUGCAUUCAAGGCUUUGCCGUCCCCUCGUCCCAGUGGGAGCCGCUCACCAUGUCGUGCCUGAUCGAGACGAAGCCCACCGUGACGGUGCCGGGAGAAGACGGCUUUCGAUACGGGAAAGCCCCGCUCUGGAUCGUGAACAGCUCCACGGUGCCCAGAAACGGCCAUUAAAAGCCCUGUGCCGGCA
Messenger RNA from Anolis carolinensis (green anole), 930 nucleotides. It is a transcript of the gene tsga13, whose product is annotated as testis specific 13. NCBI's taxonomy places the organism in Eukaryota, Metazoa, Chordata, Lepidosauria, Squamata, Anolidae. The transcript has 6 exons. The record is from RefSeq and is a predicted model, not a curated record. The coding region runs from base 192 to 914 and encodes 240 amino acids.